Odobenus rosmarus divergens (Pacific walrus) is the source of this 5637-nucleotide messenger RNA. RefSeq names its product neurexin 3. Lineage: Eukaryota; Metazoa; Chordata; Mammalia; Carnivora; Odobenidae. The coding region runs from base 941 to 2848 and encodes 635 amino acids. The record is from RefSeq and is a predicted model, not a curated record. The transcript is spliced from 6 exons.
AUAUGACUUGCCCAUUUGUGAAUUUGGCUCCCCAACUCCUCGCUUCACUUCACCUGUGCCUCCCAGUUCCGCGCACUUUGCAGGCGCCCGCCCGCCUCUCCGCCACUUCUGCCGCCUGCCGGGCACCUCCUCUGGCGUUCUCCCUGCUCGCCCACCCACCUCUCUCCGCCCAGGGCCACGUUGGUUUGGGUGGCUGCUCCGCGCUGGCUUCCCCCUCCUUGCCUCUUUCCCUCCGGUCCUUCUCGUUCUCUUUCUCCGGCUGCUGCGGCUGCUGCUACUGCUUUUCAUCCAAUUGGGAAACCCAGGACGCAGGCGGUUGCUCCGUGGCGCUCUUCCAGAACGCGCAGGGUUAACAGCCUCCGGGCCCUUCCACCGAGACUUCGGGAACACGCGAAGAACUCUCCCACCUGCAGCCCCCUUUUGCCUGGCAGUUCUGCAGUGCAUCGCAUGGAAGUGGAAAAAGAAAAAAAAAUGUUCAGACUGCCUGGAUGUUGGGAUAAACUAACCUGAACCUUCUUGGGUCUCCUGCUGCCUCCCCCUUCUUCCUUCGUUGCCACCCUUUCUCUGUGUGGCUUUCCGGAGUGUGCAGUUGAGUCGCCUGGAGAUCAGGAGGAACCCGCGCUGCGCCUCCCCUGACAUGUGUGGCAUUCCAGGGCUCCCUAGGAGGGUUGCUAUACCUGGGUGGACUUUGGCUUUCUAAAUUUCAGCCCCGGGAAAGAGGAGAUUUGCCUUCUUUCUUUUCUUUCUUUUCUUUUCUUUUUCUUUUUUUUUUUUUUUAACUGAUUCAUCAUCUGUCUUGAAAGCGCUUAUUCCCUCCCUCUUUCCAAAAUACGGGCAAGUAUUCCUGCUGCUAUGAUGGGCCCUUGGGCAUCAUGAACUUCAUUAUUCCUCACUGGCUGGAAUUCAAACUGCCCAUCGGUAGUGGUCCAGUGCGUUGACCAUGCACCUGAGAAUCCACGCGAGACGGAGCCCUCCUCGGGGGCCGGCCUGGACGCUUGGGAUCUGGUCCCUCUUCUGGGGAUGUAUCGUCAGCUCUGUGUGGAGUUCCUCUAAUGUAGCUUCUUCCUCCUCUUCCUCGCCGGGGUCUCACUCUCAGCACGAGCACCAUUUCCAUGGCAGCAAGCAUCACUCAGUGCCUAUUUCUAUCUAUCGCUCCCCUGUUUCCCUUCGAGGAGGGCACGCUGGCGCUACGUACAUCUUUGGGAAAAGCGGAGGCCUCAUCCUCUACACCUGGCCGGCCAAUGAUCGACCCAGCACACGCUCUGACCGCCUUGCCGUGGGCUUCAGCACCACCGUGAAGGAUGGCAUCUUGGUGCGCAUCGACAGUGCUCCGGGCCUCGGUGACUUCCUCCAGCUUCACAUAGAACAGGGGAAAAUCGGAGUUGUCUUCAAUAUUGGCACAGUUGAUAUCUCUAUCAAGGAGGAGAGAACUCCCGUCAAUGAUGGUAAAUAUCAUGUGGUGCGCUUCACCAGGAACGGCGGCAAUGCCACACUCCAGGUGGACAACUGGCCAGUGAAUGAGCAUUAUCCCACAGGCCGGCAGUUAACCAUCUUCAACACCCAGGCGCAAAUAGCCAUCGGUGGAAAAGACAAAGGACGUCUCUUCCAAGGCCAGCUCUCUGGGCUCUAUUAUGAUGGUUUGAAAGUACUGAACAUGGCAGCUGAGAACAACCCCAAUAUUAAAAUCAAUGGAAGUGUCCGGCUGGUGGGAGAAGUCCCGUCAAUCUUGGGAACAACACAGACGACCUCCAUGCCACCAGAAAUGUCUACCACUGUCAUGGAAACCACCACUACAAUGGCUACUACCACAACCCGCAAAAAUCGCUCUACAGCAAGCAUUCAGCCAACAUCAGAUGACCUUGUUUCAUCUGCUGAAUGUUCAAGUGAUGACGAAGACUUCGUUGAAUGUGAGCCGAGUACAGGAGGUGAAUUAGUUGUCCCUCUUCUUAUAGAAGACCCUUUAGCUACCCCUCCUAUUGCUACUCGUGCACCUUCCAUUACACUCCCCCCUACCUUUCGCCCCCUCCUCACCAUUAUUGAGACCACCAAAGAUUCCCUGUCCAUGACCUCUGAGGCGGGGUUACCUUGCUUGUCGGACCAAGGCAGCGAUGGUUGUGAUGAUGAUGGCUUGGUGAUAUCUGGGUAUGGCUCAGGGGAAACCUUUGACUCUAACCUGCCCCCUACUGAUGAUGAAGAUUUUUACACCACCUUCUCCUUGGUAACAGAUAAGAGUCUUUCCACUUCAAUCUUCGAAGGUGGCUACAAAGCACAUGCGCCCAAGUGGGAAUCCAAGGACUUUAGACCUAACAAAGUCUCCGAAACUAGUAGGACUACUACCACAUCUUUGUCCCCUGAGCUGAUCCGCUUCACAGCUUCCUCCUCGUCUGGGAUGGUGCCCAAAUUGCCAGCUGGCAAAAUGAAUAACCGUGAUCUCAAACCCCAGCCUGAUAUAGUCUUGCUUCCGUUGCCCACUGCCUAUGAGCUAGACAGCACCAAACUGAAGAGCCCACUAAUUACUUCCCCCAUGUUCCGUAAUGUGCCCACAGCAAACCCCACGGAGCCGGGAGUCAGACGGGUUCCGGGGGCCUCAGAGGUGAUCCGGGAGUCGAGCAGUACAACAGGGAUGGUCGUCGGCAUUGUGGCUGCCGCUGCCCUCUGCAUCUUGAUCCUCCUGUACGCCAUGUACAAGUACAGGAACAGGGACGAGGGGUCCUACCAAGUGGACGAGACGCGGAACUACAUCAGCAACUCGGCGCAGAGCAACGGCACGCUCCUCAAGGAGAAGCAGCAGAGCGCCAAGAGCGGCCACAAGAAGCAGAAAAACAAGGACAAGGAGUAUUAUGUGUAAAAACGACGCCGCUAAUAAUCACGUGAAUUUAGGACACAGAAUUAUUUCUCUGUAAAUCUAUGAAUACUCGGCAAAUGAGAUUUCACAGGAGUCAGAACAGUUGUUGCUACGAGAUGGGGUGCACCAUGACUAUGGUGGGGAAAACCAUUUUUUAAAGGACACACACAAAGAUGUACCUACCUGUAAAGUUCAGCCAUGGCUGCUUGGAUUCAGUCAUCGCUCGGAGACAGAACAUUCUCUCGGCCCUGCUGUAUCAUAAAGCACACACGUUGCGCUCUGGAGCAAGCAGAUGGCUCCCCCCACUUCCGCGGACUUGGAAGCUUCCUUCUCUUGAGGACUUUUCACCCAAGGUAGAAGACUUUCACGGCUUACUUGUUCCAUAACUUCAAGUGAGUCUGUAAUGAUGUUUGUGAAGCUUGACUGUAACAAUGUUUUUUUUCUUUUAAUUAUGUAAAAAACAAAAACAAAAAAAAAUGAAAAAAAUGAAACACAAAAACAAAAAAAAAACCCACCCUUAUCUGGUUUUGGCCAGUGUAUGUGUAACUUUUCAAGAUCUGAGGGGAAAAAAAAAAUGGCUUUUGGGUUUUUGUUUAUUUUUUGAGAAUGACCGGACAUAAGAAAAAAAAAACAAAACAAAAAACUCAGAAAACGAAAGUAAGAGAGACUGUUGCCAUACGAACUCAAAAGCUACCAUGGUGUUCACUCUACAUAUCAGGUUGUGGUAUUUCUAGAAUCUGUUGUUUGUUUCCUAUAUGAUGCUUUGCUGAACACAUAGCAAAAUCACAGGAUGGAUGAUAGCAUUGAUUUGAAAAAGCUGGUCCCUCAGGAUCUAAUUUCAGAAUCUGCCACCCAAACCCUGACCAGAUGGGGGUUUAGGGCUGGUUUUAUCAGAGCUACUGGCUUAACAAUAUUGUUCCUGUUCAUUAGCCCAGCCAAAUUGUGGUAAAGGAGAAAGCCCCACAAACUAAAAACAGAGCCUUUCGAGGGAAGGUGAAGAGGGGGUGGGCUGGAUCUGUGACUGACUGAAAUGCAUGCACAUAAUAAAAGACAAAACAAUACUAAAAGUCUGUGAAAGAAUCAAAACAGACAGUAGGGGAGUUCAACGUGUGAUGGAUCCACAAAAGGUCACACAAGCCAAACAUGGCAUGACAGAGUGCAAAAUACAUAGUUCUUCCCCCGCCCCCAACAUGAUGUUUUUCAUAGUGGUUUAAUUUUGUAGCCUGACACUUACGGAUAACUCUGUCCUUCCAUUUGCUCACGUCCCCUUCACCCAUCUUUUCUAAAAACAAGUAAAUAAUAAAUGAAUAAAGCUGCUGUGACACACACACAAAAAAGGAAUUUAAUAGUAUAAUAUAUAUAUAAAUAAAUAUAUAUACAGAUAUAUUUAUCAUGGUAUGUUUGAUGGGAUGACUGAAACAGGAAAACUGUUAAAGUCUUGAAGUGGAAUGAGAAUGUUGUUUUAAAAGAAAAUAACAAAACAACAAAAAAGUAAACCUUAAAAUGUGAAGAAAGUGUGAGUUUUAGUUUUGUCACAGUUAACUGUGUCAAAGAGAAUAAACAAUCUUCUCAGAUUUUGUUUACAUAUUUUACUACAUUUUUGCUGUAUAAUCCCUUAGCCACCUGUGUACAUACUGCUUUAAGAACUGUUCUUUCCUUUCUAUGGGUUUGUUUCGGUUUGUUUGGUUUAUAUUCCAGUUCUCUGUCUUUCUUUUUGAAAAGAGGAAACAAAUGUACAGAAAAACAAACUGGUUGUGUGGCCAUAGCUAAUCCAAAAAGCAAGAGACAAAGCAAGACAAAUAUUCACACAAAAAUGAAGUAUGUCUUCUGGAGGGUCGGAUAUAUACAAUUUCUUUUGUAUAGAUGAAAACCAAUCAGCUGUUUAGAUUUAGAAAUCUACUCUUGCUGAUCUUUGUAAGUUGCAUGAAUAUUUGACUUUGAGAAAUAUCUUAAAGACAUGGGGCAAAAAGCGUGAUCUGAAUGAUGGUAGCCUUGACGAAUGUGUAUGGAAAGAGGUGUUCCUCAUUAUCUGAUACUUCAGUGUGUUAUGAGUUUUGGAUUUUUUUGUUGUCAUUAAAAAAGACAGGAUUAUAAAGAGAUAUCAAAGCACGAUUUUAGAUAACUUAAAUGGCCCAACCUAUAUGAAGUUGAUUAUAUCUCGAUGUCUGUAAAAGAUUGCUGUUUUUGGAGUCUUGAGGUCUUGUGAACCGAUUUCCUACUUUCUUUCUUUACAUUUUUUUUUAAUUUGAAUAAAAAUACAUUUGUUAUAUUCCUUUUAGUGUAAGUUUCUAUUUGGACAAUUUUAUGGGAACAUGUGCAUUCUGUAUGUGAGCUUCUAUCAUAUUCCUGUUGUUUUAUGAGCAGACUCUUAAGGAAUUUAUUUUAUGAUGUUGUGAAGUUACUGCUUUUUCUUUUUCCUUUCUCUUUGAUUUCAUAUUUGCAUUUUCGUUCAAGGAUAUGCUUAGCAAUAAAAUGUUCUUCCCAAAACCUUGUAUGAUGAUGCAUUUUUAUUUUCUAAACAUUUGGUAAAAUAUCUUACACUGGAGCUCAACAUGUCAUAUCUUAUUAAAAGCCAAGUGAGCUAGGACCAUGUGAAAUAAAAUAUUUUAACCAGUUACUAAUUACUUAUAUAAAUUUAUCAAAAGUGGCACAUUCAUGGGCAAAACAACUGUUGUCUGUCAACUGAGGCAUUAUUAUUUAGAUUGCUAUGAUAGGGUAAGCAGGAGGGAAAACACUUCUGAACAGGUAAGGUGACAGAAGCACUGUAUUCUGGGAAGUAUUAUUGGUACUAU